GGUGAGCGAGGAGCUCCGGGGCUGAUGGAAGGCUGUUCAAACUAGACCCACCCGGCUCCGGAACACCAUGGCUGUGGACGCUGCAUCCAGUUUCAGCUUCUGCAGACCAGCUGUGGAGUACCGAGCUCUGCCCGAGGACUUCAAGCAGCAGCUGGGCCGGCGGACAGGUGGGAACCUGACCUGGCACGACGGGCGGGGACAGAAGACAGCAGGAGGCAGGACGGUGAAGCUUCUGCAGCAGCCGGGCACAGAGGCCUUCCAGUAUCGCUCCUGCAACAAUUAUGGAUUAUAUCACACGAGUCCAACUCAGCCCAGCCUGGUCCGCCCCGUUGUGCUCUGGACACAACAAGACGUUUGCAAAUGGCUGAAGAAACACUGUCCACACAACUACCUGACCUACAUGGAGGUGUUCUCCCAGCACGCCAUCACAGGCCGGGCUCUGCUGCGUCUGAACGGAGAGAAGCUGGAGAGGAUGGGCUUGGUGCAAGAGACGCUUCGACAGGAGCUGCUGCAACAGGUGCUGCAGCUGCAGGUGCAGGAGGAGGGCCGCAACCUUCAGCUCCUCAGCAGAGGUACUUUUCAACAAAUAUCAUAG
This is a messenger RNA of Nematolebias whitei (Rio pearlfish), 595 nucleotides long. It is a transcript of the gene samd10a, whose product is annotated as sterile alpha motif domain containing 10a. The transcript has 5 exons. Lineage: Eukaryota; Metazoa; Chordata; Actinopteri; Cyprinodontiformes; Rivulidae. The record is from RefSeq and is a predicted model, not a curated record. Gene Ontology annotation, biological process: cell surface receptor protein tyrosine kinase signaling pathway. Gene Ontology annotation, molecular function: protein binding. Bases 68 to 595 code for a protein of 175 amino acids. Gene Ontology annotation, cellular component: cytoplasmic side of plasma membrane.